Molecule: messenger RNA, 2194 nt
Organism: Musa acuminata subsp. malaccensis (wild Malaysian banana)
Lineage: Eukaryota; Viridiplantae; Streptophyta; Magnoliopsida; Zingiberales; Musaceae
Product: transmembrane 9 superfamily member 2
Biological process (GO): protein localization to membrane
Cellular component (GO): membrane
Source: RefSeq, a predicted model, not a curated record
CGAUUCCUCGCCUCUUUGACCGAAUAGGGAGGAGGGACAGAUCUCGAUCGAUGGAGAUGGGGAGAUCGGCGAUGGAUCUCGCGGCGGUGGUGGCCGUGGCCACGCUGCUGCUGUGUUUCGGCGUCGUCGGAGUCAGAUCGGACGCCUCCAACCACCGGUACAAGACGGGCGACCACGUCCCGCUCUACGUCAACAAGGUCGGCCCUUUCCACAACCCCAGCGAGACAUAUCGAUAUUUCGAUCUACCAUUUUGCACCCCAGAGCAUGUGACCGAGAAAAAAGAAGCACUUGGUGAAGUUCUGAAUGGGGACCGCUUGGUUGAUGCACCAUAUAAGCUUGAUUUUCGUGUUGAUCGUGAGUCUGAAGUGCUUUGCAAGAAGAAGCUAAAAAAAGAAGAUGUAGCCAAGUUCAGGAGUGCAGUCACCAAGGACUACUACUUCCAGAUGUACUAUGAUGAUCUCCCACUCUGGGGAUUCAUUGGUAAGGUUGACAAGGAAGGCAAGGACCUUGGGGAGUACAAGUACUACCUCUACAAGCGCUUCCACUUCGAUGUUCUGUACAACAAUGACCGGGUGAUUGAGAUUAUUGUCCACACCGAUCCCAAUACAUUGUUGGAUGUGACAGAGGACAGGGAUACCGAAGUAGAAUUCUUAUACUCUGUGAAGUGGAAGGAGACCAGCACACCAUUUGAGAAGAGGAUGGAGAAGUACUCCCAGACUUCUUCGUUACCUCAUCACCUGGAGAUCCAUUGGUUCUCAAUUAUCAACUCAUGUGUGACAGUUCUUCUCUUGACUGGAUUCCUUGCCACAAUUCUCAUGAGGGUGCUGAAAAACGAUUUUGUCAAGUAUGCACAUGAUGAGGAGUCUGCUGAGGACCAAGAAGAGACUGGGUGGAAAUAUAUCCAUGGUGAUGUCUUUAGGUUUCCAAAGAACAAGUCACUGCUGGCUGCCUGUCUUGGUUCUGGCACACAAUUAUUUACUCUGACGGUUUUCAUUUUUAUUCUUGCACUUGUUGGGGUGUUUUACCCCUACAAUCGUGGUGCUCUUUUUACUGCUCUUGUGAUCAUUUAUGCACUUACCUCGGGCAUUGCUGGAUAUGCUGCAACCUCAUUCUAUUGUCAGCUCGAAGGGACAAAUUGGGUAAGAAAUUUGCUAUUGACAGGAUGCCUUUUCUGUGGACCUCUGUUCCUGACAUUCUGCUUCCUCAACACUGUUGCCAUUGUGUAUAGUGCUACUGCAGCAUUACCGUUUGGAACUAUUGUUGUGAUUGUCCUCAUAUGGACGUUGGUGACCUCUCCUUUGCUUGUUUUGGGUGGAAUUGCUGGUAAAAACAGCAAAAUAGAGUUCCAAGCACCUUGUCGUACGACAAAAUAUCCUAGAGAGAUUCCAGAAUUGCCCUGGUAUCGACAAGCUAUUCCGCAGAUGAUAAUGGCUGGUUUUCUUCCUUUCAGUGCAAUCUACAUUGAGCUUUACUACAUAUUUGCAAGUGUGUGGGGUCACAGAAUUUAUACCAUAUAUAGCAUUCUCUUCAUUGUCUUCAUUAUCCUCAUCAUUGUCACUGCUUUUAUAACUGUGGCACUGACCUACUUUCAACUUGCUGCUGAGGACCAUGAAUGGUGGUGGAGGUCUUUCCUAUGUGGAGGAUCAACUGGCCUUUUUGUAUAUGGAUACUGUUGGUAUUAUUAUUAUGCUCGCUCGGACAUGUCAGGGUUUAUGCAAACAUCGUUCUUCUUUGGGUACAUGGCUUGCAUCUGUUAUGGUUUCUUCCUUAUGCUCGGCAUGGUUGGAUUCCGAGCUGCUUUGCUCUUUGUUCGUCAUAUAUACCGAUCCAUCAAGUGUGAGUAGAGCUCAAGUAGAAUGUCACUUCUGAAUCAUGCCGUUUGGAAGGAAUGAUUCAUGCAAUCUGUCAACAAUCAUUCUACAUUGGAGACUUGGAUGACCUGUGUUUGAAGUCAUAGAACAUGAUUUAUUGUUUCCAGAAAUUGGCAUUUAGAAUUUUUGAUCAAAUAGGUCUUGUCAUAAAUCAAUUUUCCCAUCUUCCACUUAUGUUGGUGGCAUUGUUUCAAAAAGCGUAUGGUAUACAUGCUUUCAUGCGUUUUAUGAGGCAGUUUCCCAAACACACGCUUGGAUGUAUUAGUGGACUCGUUGCUCUAUACAUGUGAUGGAUUUGCUAGUAUAAUGAGUAAUUUCGUGGU